GGUCUUGACCUAGACCUUGCUGCCCCUGCAAUGGAGGAGAACUACGACCCGAGCGCAUCGUGCGCACGAGUGAGGCCGGUACCAAGAUGAUGGUCUUUGCCAGCAUAAGCGAAUGUCAAGGAGCCCCUGCCACGCCAUGCACUGUUGAGAUAAUACAUGAAGAAGCUCCACAAUCCCUCGUCCAAGGUACUACUGGUGUGGUGGUUCCUGAAUCAGUACAGAAGCCUACCAUCGCCUUACGGCGGUGCACUACUGUACUACACCUUCGCGUAUUGCGCGCAGAUGCUCCCUAGGAUGGAUGCAUCGGAGGCUGCUGUCCCUCGUCACACAGCCCCGUGCGGAUGGCAUCCGCAGCGACGGCGGCAUGUCCUCAAAACAUGCCUGCCCAACAUGCGCCUGGAGUAAGGUACCAUCCGCAGACCCGUGCAGUGGGCAGCGACCCAUGAUGCGGCUCUGAGGUCCUUUUUGAAUG
Ceraceosorus guamensis is the source of this 472-nucleotide messenger RNA. RefSeq lists its product as hypothetical. The coding region runs from base 157 to 405 and encodes 82 amino acids. NCBI's taxonomy places the organism in Eukaryota, Fungi, Basidiomycota, Exobasidiomycetes, Ceraceosorales, Ceraceosoraceae. The transcript has a single exon. The record is from RefSeq and is a predicted model, not a curated record.